Strongyloides ratti is the source of this 1194-nucleotide messenger RNA. RefSeq names its product CRAL-TRIO domain and GOLD domain-containing protein. Lineage: Eukaryota; Metazoa; Nematoda; Chromadorea; Rhabditida; Strongyloididae. The transcript has 3 exons. Bases 1 to 1194 code for a protein of 397 amino acids. The record is from RefSeq and is a predicted model, not a curated record. Gene Ontology annotation, cellular component: cytoplasm.
AUGCCUCCAAAUCAAGAAGGAAUAACUCCAAAAAUAAAUAUGUCAAAUUCUAAAAGAAUUUUACCAGUACCAUUUGAUGAUGAAACAUUAAAUCAUGCUAAAUUAUUAAGAAAAAAAUUUAAUAGCUUUUUACCGGAAGAUAUUAAUACUGAUUUUCAUAUGGCUAGAUGGUAUCGUAUGUAUAAAGGUAAUGAAGAAACAAUGGAAAUUAAAUUAAAAGAAUACAUUCGCCAUCGAAAAAGUUUUAAUUAUGAAGUUUGGGAUAAAUUUUCUAUAUCAAAACUUGAUCAAACAGACUACUCUGGUGAUGUUGCAGUUUUUUUACAAAGAAUGGAAGGAACUGAUUUAAAAGAAAUUAUUAAAACUGUACCAUAUUAUCAUAUACUUCAUAGUUAUUUUUUACUUCAAGAAUGUAUGCAAAGAGCAAUAUUGUUAAAAGAAAAAGAAACAGGAAGACAAUCAGCAGCAAUUAUUAUUCUUGAUUUACAUGGGAUUAAUUUAGGUGAUUUUAUAAAUCCACUUUCUAAUCCAACAAAACUUGCUCGAAUUGUCGUAAAGAUAUGGUCUGAUUAUUUUACAGAAAAUAUGGUUAAACUUAUUUUGGUACGACCUCCAGGCAUACUUUCAGUGAUGUGGCAAUUAGCCAAAUAUAUUUUAGAUGAAAAAACUUCCAGCCAAAUUGCCUUUGUUCAAAAAUAUGAAGAAUUAAAAGAUUAUGUUGAUGAAAGUGUAAUUCCUAAAAUGUUUGGAGGUACCAGAGUCGACAAUACUGGGUGGAGUGAAACUCCAGAAUCAUGUGUAAAAGCUGCAAGAAAAGUUACUCAAGAUUUAUAUUAUAAUCCAGAAAAAAUAUAUAAAAAAUAUGGAAUUGAAAAGAUACCUUCUCUUAAAUCUAUAUCAAUAAAAAAUAAACAUACUGAAACAGUUAUUAUAAAAGGAAAUGUUGGUCAAAAAAUAAUAUGGCAUUUUAUGACAAGUAAUGAAUUAGUAUUUGAUGUUUUAAUCAAAGAAAAUGGUCAAUCACAUUUAAAUGAAGAUAUACCUAUAAUACCAGGUGUUUAUGGAACAUGUUUAAAACUUCCAGAACAAGGAGUUAUUGAAGUUGAAAAAAGUGGAGAAUAUCAUUUUCGUUGGAUAAAUUUACAUGGUGGGUGGUUAGCAGCUAAAGUACAUUAUGCUAUCGUAGUUAUAUAA